Messenger RNA from Pyricularia oryzae 70-15, 713 nucleotides. RefSeq lists its product as uncharacterized. Lineage: Eukaryota; Fungi; Ascomycota; Sordariomycetes; Magnaporthales; Pyriculariaceae. The transcript has a single exon. Bases 466 to 687 code for a protein of 73 amino acids. The record is from RefSeq and is a predicted model, not a curated record.
GACAAGGGGGGGUAGAGGGGUAAGGGUAGUAAAAAGAACCCUCGAAAUCGACUUAUCCCAACCUGGCGAGCCUGGGCGCCCCCCGGAAGACGCCCCCAAAUACCCCCGGUAGCCAAUCGUAUAACACAUACUGAGACGGACACAACAUUGGGGGAAAUAUGUGAUCAUCAGAACAGGUAAAAAAAAAGAAAAGAAAAAAAAGAAUCCCUCCCAUGAAGAGAAACAAAAAAUGACCCAGAACAGAAAUGAAAUGCAUCAAAAGUGAUUGCGAACACGUGGAAUACAUGAUUAAAGCGCAGCGGAGUGGCCACAGAAAUUACAGAACAUAGAGAAUCAGAAGUAUGCUGCGAAGGGGGGAAAGGGGGGAAAGAAGCCACUAACGUCUACACUUUCCCGUGUUCCCAGUUUCUUGCCUCGGCAGGAGGCGAGCGAGGAAGAGGAGAGAGAGAGGGAAAAAAAAGUAAUAUGUCUCGGACGCACUCUGGGGAGCCUCCUCAAAUCCCCCGAAAAGAUGCUCAGCCUAAAGGAGAGAAGAUUGGCGCCCCCCAGCUCUGUAUGGGAAUGUUGAGUGACGACUGGGUUCGCGAAAAGGGCCCCCCUGGAAAGACAAAAAACAAGGAAAAAAAAGACUUCGCCUGCACGGGGAGCCGGGGUGGCUGGAUCCUGGGACUGGACGAGGAUCAUUGAAGUGGAAUGUAGACACUGCACACAAG